AAACCCUUCCGUUUGUCGCUCUGCUAAAGAUGGCGCCAGUGCAAAUCUGAGGCGAUUGCGCUUUGUAGCGCAUAGGGAAUUUGACGUGAGUAAGAUGAAAGGUUAAUAAAGCCUUCAUACUCUUCAUAUAAACAUCGAAAUACACCCAACUAGAGUACUAUCAGACAGCACCUUCAAUGUUUUGGUUUAUUUUUCGCGGACUACCUCCCUCUGUAGGCCGUAUUGAAAUAUGUCGCAUGGUUAAAAGACUCAAUUUCACAGAAGCCAUUGCUAUGGGGUUGCGCUAGCUUUGUUUGGUGGACGUGGUAGAUGUAGUUUUUCGGUGUUUAUUUCUCGUUCGGCUGAAAUGUGACAAUCAUAGCAAAAGCAUAUUGUGUGUAUAUAUAUAUAUAUAUAUUAUUAAUUGAGAAAUAACAGCGUUUGGUGAUGAAAUUAAAUCGUUAUAUCAUUUCAUUACCGAAAUAUUGCCUUUAAAAAAUAUAUAGAAGGUAAAAUAAUUACAUUUCAUGGGAGGGGGGUGUGGUAGGGCGGUUGAUCUGGACUCAAGAUUCAUCAUGUCUACACCUUUAGAAGAAGGAAUUAAAAACAUUUCAAAAGGCUCAGCCAGCAUCCGGGAGGGGUCAUCUGCUUCUCCAGAAUCCUCCCUUACCUGGUGUUUAACUCAGCUGUCCAAAACAAGCGCAUUGGUGGAUAUUCACAGCAGUGGACUAGCAGUAACUGCCAAUAAACCUAUCACUGGAGGAGAGAAAGCCAGAGAUGCAGACAAGAGACUCAGAGCUGGCCAAUGGAGGGCGCUGGUGGCCAUUCGGACACAACACAUCAAGGGAGGUGGCAGGAUAGCCCGGUACCAAGCACGGGGAGGACUGCCUCCUUUGCUGGAUCUUCUAAGACAACCGCAGAGCUCCAGAAAGGUUUUGGACCUGGCACUAAGCAUCCUGGCCAAUUGCUGCACUGAAAAAGGGACAAGGCUAGAAGUAAGGAAGCUUGAUGGUGUAUCUGUUGUUGUGGAUGUCCUCAAGAGGAAUGUCUCAGUGGAGACAGUGCAAAAUCGAGCUGCACGGGCUCUGGGAAAUCUCGCCAUGGACCCAGAGGGUUCUGCUGAGGUCCACUCUGCUGGUGGUGUUCCACUUCUCCUUCUUUGCCUAUCUGUUUCUCCACCCCCAUCCUCACCCUCUUCCCUGACUCCAACACCUGAACUAUGCGCUCCUAAGCUGGAAUGUGCCCAGUCUGCAGCCCGGGCUUUUGUCUACCUUUCAGACACGCCUGCAAACCGACUCCUCCUGAUUUCACAAGGGACUCUACCAGCUCUUGCUUUGUUCAUUGCUCCAGAGUACCCUUUAUGUCUGAGACGGGCAUGUCUUCGGGCUCUUCAUGAGCUAACCAGAGGUUGCAGUGCAGAGUGUGCCAGGGAAGUGUCCAGGUCUGGGGCAUUGACUCAUCUGGGGGCCCUUGCCUUAGGGGAAGGUGGUCAGCCACUGGAAGAGCUAGCUUUGAAAACCCUGGCUAACUUAUGCUCUCAAGGCUGCCUGAGACCACUGGUUGGUUCACUGGGUGUCAUUCAGAAGUUUGCAGAGGAAGUGAAGAAGGAUCCUCUGAAGUCAAGUGUGUUUUUCAAGGCCUUGUGCCUGUGCUGCAGAGAGGCUGUGAACAGGGUGAAAGUAAAAGAGAGCGGGGGACUAGAGGUGCUGGUUGGCUUUUUAUCUGCCCAUCAAAAUUAUACACUCACUCGAUUUGCCUUUCUAGCUUGCGUUGAUUUUGUCUAUGAUGAAUCAGCUCUUGAACAGCUGCAGGAGCUUGGGCUGGUGCCACUGCUUAUCAAGCGUUUGGUGGAGCUCGCUAAAGGAGAGGAACUGACCACAGGAAAGAUGGAUGCCAGCCUGUCAUCUAGUUCUUCAUGCCCUGAACUGAUGACCUCAUGUUUUGACUCGUUUGACUUUACUCCCCUUGAAGGCAACAAGAGGGAGGAUGCGAGCAAAGACCAGACGUCGGGAUCCUCCAGCUUCCUCAGUCUCAGGUCUUGGCUGGUAUCAGAGGGUCUGAUCUCCUCUGAGGGGGAGCUGACUGAAUGCCCAAGUGGAACUGAUGUAGUCUGUGGCAGCCCUCAAUCCUCCGUCUCACCCUCAUCACUUACACCUUGCUCUGAGCUCUCCCAAACACAGACCUUGCAUCAGCCCCACUCUUCUCCGUCCACUCGCUCUAAACCUUGCCAGCUUUCUUCUUCCUCUUCAUCUACUCCAGUAUUUUCUCAAGCCACACAACUGAGAAACUUACCUGAGUCACCUUCCUCUUCACUUCCAUCCUGUACCUCCACCCCUCAAUCUGAGAAACUGCCUUCAGUGGCAAAACAUUUCUUUCCCCCCUCGUCUCCACUCCAGAUCUCAUCUCCACCGAGAAAGAGACUGCGUACAUCUUCAACCUCCUCCACAUCUACAUGCUAUAAUGUGGUCACAUUGGACAACCCCCCUGUGAUGUCAAAGACCCCAACAUACCAUCACCCCUAUCACCCUGAGCCCUGGGCCCCAGAAUCCCCCAUUCUUCUGCUUCUGUCACGUUUUUCCCAUGCCUCAGACCCUAGCACAUCACUCAUCAACACAAACGUUUUCUCUGGGCUGUUGUACUACCUCACCCAGCACCAUGACCCCAGUGGGCGGUGCUUUCGGAUGCUAGGCAGGCUCAGCUGUAACCCAAACUGCCUGCAGGCUUUGGUUAGAACUGGAGCUGUGGCUCUGAUAAGACAAAGACUGUGUGUGAGAGGAGAAGAGAUCGUAAAUGGCAAAGGAAGAAACAGAGAAACAGGGAGACAAUCAAAAAAAGUAAAAGCCAAAAUCGCACAACUAGGUCUGGGUCUGCUCAGUAAUUUGAGGGUUCAGAGUGAGUCUGGAUUUGGCUCUGGUGUUCUUACACAUAUCAUGCUGUCAGGCUCAGAAACUGACAAACUGUACUGUGUCCUUUCUCUACCUCUGAUUAACAGCAACAGAGUUCUUCUGAAGAAGCUGCUUUUGGAUAGUGGAGGACUGGCAGCAGCUCUUGAACUGAUUGGCUGUCACAGUGACAACGGCAAUGAGGAUGAUGAAGAUGGACAGUCCAAUAAGUGUAGAACAUGUCUGGCUGGUUGGUUACAUCAUCUUGAGCAAGUGUCCCCUUUCAGACUUAAUUUGCUGUACUUUUCCCUUCUGAUUGGCUGCCUCUCCAGUCUUUUGGCAUGUUCCAAGGAGGACAGAAAGAAUUGUGGCAUAGAUUGUGGGACCAGAAUGGAGACACCCUCAAGCCCCAUGAAAACAUCACAACCACAGCAGAAGCAAUCAUGCCCAUACCAGGAGGCAACUUAUGACCUAACUUUCCUCCUUGAUGAUGGAACCCUCCUUCUAGCCAACCAAGAGGCUGUUGCUGGGGAAGAGGGAGCAAAAGAUGCUGGGUCUGAGUAUUUUAGAGCCCUGCUGAUGGGAGGAUUUGGGGAGGCCCAAAGAGCUAGAGGCGAGGUCAUUCGUAUCAAGGACAUAAACAGUGGGACGCUGCUACCAGUUCUUCACUACCUGCAUGGAUGUCGUUUGAUUGAAAGAAAUGAGAAUGAAGACCAAGGGAAAGAGUCAAAACAAAAUGCAAAUUGUCUUGUUUUGGCCUCUCUGGUCUCUGGUGGGUUGGGCAGACCACAGGACGACUUGAAGCCAUUCUACGCAGAAGAGAGGGAAUUUCGGAAAACCCCACUGGCCAAUGUGAUGAUUGGGGCUUGUAGGUUUUUAGUGCCUGGUUUACAAAGGGCAGCCGAGGACCUAUGUGUAGGCCUUCUCUACUCAGCAGUCUCAUCUGUCCUAAUGACUCGGGCCAAACCUUGCUGUUCAGAUGACAAUACUACAACGACAAGCAGAAUGGAUGUGGAUUUGGUCUGCAAGGAUUCCACACACUCAGUACCUGAAGGGUCACUCCAAGUGUCUAAAGGUAGAAUCACAGAGGCCCAAUCAACACGACCAAACGUGAUGUCAAAGUGUUCCAAACAACAGUCUAAACCCCUGAACUCUGAGAAUUCUAAACAGGUUCGAAAAGUUGUUCCAUCCUACUCCACGUCUUCGGACAGUGACACUGAGAGAGCUUGUCUGAGGUCUCUCCUGCCACAAAUGUACUGGUUCUCACAACGCUACUCUUACCUGCGACUAGGCCAAGCCUGUCUCUCUAUACUGCUGCGGCCUCAGGGGCUUUGGCCUUUUCCCCUUCAGUCCUCUUUGUCCGCUGAGUGCUUCCUGCAUUUAGUGCAAGAGGCCGACUGCACUGAGCAGUUGAGGCAGGACAUCUUAAAACUGGUUAAAAAAGCCCUCAGCUAGAAAGCGCAAACAGUAAUCGAUGGCGAAUUGAAAGGUGGAGGGAAUGUAAGGAAUGUUUGGUGUAAAUGAUUAAGUUAGAAGAUGCUGUAAUGCACACUCAAAAAAGAAAGAAAGGAAAGUCUAAUUGGGGUUGUUUUUGGGAUGUUAAGGGCAAGAAAGAAUAAGAAAUGUUUUAUUUUUUUGUAUAUUACAUUUCAUUUUGCAAAUUUAUUUUCAAGAAAUUAUGUCUUAUGUAUAUGUCGUAGAAUGGCUGUUUUUUUUUUUUUUUUUGGAAGGUAUUGUUUUAUUAAUCUAAAAUGUAUUCUUUAUUCUAUUUUGCCAAUUAAAGGGAUUAAUGCUGAUGCAAUACCACAUUCUUCAUGUAUAGUAUGUGAAUAAGAUUAUUUCAUGGAGAAAGAGCUGUUUAUCUUGGUUAUAUUUUUAUUUUUGUAAAUGGCAUAUUACACUUCAUUUAUAGUAAUCUGAAUUAACUGAUGUAUGCCAUGUUGUUCUGUAUGUACUAGAAAUUGAAACAUUAACUGGCCAAAUUUUGAAGGUACAGAGGAUGGUUCUCAAUAAAUGAGUUCUGCAUGAUGUUGUCUAGGUUGUCUUUUUCAAGAAUUUAAAUGGAUAGUUCAUUAAAAAAGAAAAUUAAGUCAUCAUUUACUCAACCUCAUGUUACAAGCCCGUAUUACUUUCUUUCCUUUGUAGAAACCAAAUAAAUGAUAACAGAAUUUUCAGUUUUGGGUGAACUUAUCCUUUAAAUGUUGCGCUACAUUUGUAUUUAUUUGUGUUAUGUACAGUA
This is a messenger RNA of Myxocyprinus asiaticus (Chinese sucker), 5100 nucleotides long. RefSeq names its product armadillo repeat-containing protein 5-like. Gene Ontology annotation, biological process: anatomical structure morphogenesis. Gene Ontology annotation, cellular component: cytosol. NCBI's taxonomy places the organism in Eukaryota, Metazoa, Chordata, Actinopteri, Cypriniformes, Catostomidae. The transcript is spliced from 7 exons. The record is from RefSeq and is a predicted model, not a curated record. Bases 507 to 4316 code for a protein of 1269 amino acids. Gene Ontology annotation, molecular function: protein binding.